Ochlerotatus camptorhynchus is the source of this 3119-nucleotide messenger RNA. Its product is annotated as glucose dehydrogenase [FAD, quinone]-like. Gene Ontology annotation, molecular function: flavin adenine dinucleotide binding; oxidoreductase activity, acting on CH-OH group of donors. The transcript is spliced from 3 exons. The record is from RefSeq and is a predicted model, not a curated record. Lineage: Eukaryota; Metazoa; Arthropoda; Insecta; Diptera; Culicidae. The coding region runs from base 562 to 2643 and encodes 693 amino acids.
UCAACACACUCUCCAGACCGUUUGCUCAAGUUUAGUUCACUCUCCGCUGCGGCGGUUGGAGUGCAACAGAAAAGUGUUAACAGCUGAACUGGUGUUGAGCCACGAUCUAGGUUUUGAUGCUCCUUGCAACUUCAUUCAUAUUCCGAACGUCGAGUUGUAUGUACGUUCGAUUGGAUUCGCGGUCGCGCGCGCUUAUACAUGUGCCUCUGGAAAUCGUGUGGUGAAUCGGUUGCAUAAUUUUCGCAGCAAUCUUUACCAAAGAUCCACGCUUGACUGCAUGGUUGAUGAUUUGCGAAAGUGGCCUAUUGAGUGAACGGUGCUAUUUUUUGGAUUGGUUGCCAGUGUGAUAUAGGCAAACGAGUUCAGCAUUUGACAGCAGCUGUUCCUUUUAGGAAUUCCUCGAGCUCCAAGAAGAUCAGCGAUGGCAUGGAAGAGAUUAUAGUGAAUCUUUUGUUAUGAGUUGAACAAGUUGCUUAAGAUAAGCAACGUUUGAUUGGAGUGUGGCGUGUCGGAUAACUUAGAGUUUCUUACAGUGCAAAAGUCUAUUCGUAAAAAGAAAUCAUGGUGAUACCAGGGAUCCCAUUCAUUAAGCUUGUUCCCUUACUAGGGGGAACAGCUUUGAAGGCUGUCCCGGCCGUAGCUGCAGUUACGGCAACUGUUGCGGCUGCUGUUAAGACUGCUACCGCGAUAAUAGGGGUGGGAAAGUUGGCGAUCAUACCGAUACUGAUUGCAUCGUUAGCGUACUACAACUAUGACCUGUUCGAUCCCGAGAAUCGACCGUUCAAUGUGAAGGAGGUGGAUCGAGAGUAUGAUUUCAUCGUUGUUGGAGCAGGGUCCGCUGGAGCCGUGGUGGCUUCGAGGUUAUCGGAGAUUGGCGACUGGAAGGUGUUACUGCUAGAAGCGGGAGGUCAUGAGACGGAAAUUUCGGACGUGCCAAUAUUGUCGCUGUAUUUGCACAAAAGCAAGCUGGAUUGGAAAUACAGAACCCAACCACAAAAAACCGCAUGCCAAGCAAUGAAGGACAACCGAUGCUGUUGGACUCGUGGAAAAGUUUUAGGUGGCUCGUCGGUCCUCAACACUAUGUUGUAUGUGCGGGGAAACAAACGUGACUUUGAUCUGUGGCACGCGCUGGGUAACCCUGGCUGGAGCUACGAGGAAGUUUUGCCCUACUUUAGAAAAUCUGAAGAUCAACGCAAUCCCUACCUGGCCCGCAACAAGAGACAACAUGCUACAGGUGGUCUCAUGCAAGUACAGGAUCCACCAUAUUUAACUCCAUUGGGUGUAUCGUUUCUUCAGGCUGGCGAAGAAAUGGGUUACGACAUUGUGGACGUGAAUGGUGAGCAGCAAACCGGCUUUGCGUUCUUCCAGUUUACAAUGAGACGAGGGACAAGAUGUAGCAUGUCCAAAGCCUUUUUGAGACCGAUUAGGAAUCGUAAAAAUUUGCAUGUCGGUUUGUUUUGUCAUGUUACCAAGGUUAUCAUGGAUUCGGAUAACAAGCGCGCUUUGGGAGUGGAAUUCGUACGCGAUGGAAAGAAGUACGAGGUUUAUGCAACGAGAGAGGUGAUUUUGUCAGCUGGAGCUAUCGGCACGCCACAUCUUAUGAUGCUUUCGGGCAUUGGACCGAGAGAAAAUUUGCAACAUGUUGGAAUCUCAGUGAUACACGAGCUACCAGGGGUUGGACAGAAUCUACAAGAUCACAUAGCAGUGGGAGGUCUAGUGUUCCGUGUUGAUCAGCCAAUCUCCGUCAUUAUGAAUCGUUUGGUAAAUCUUAAUUCCGCAAUUCGGUACGCUGUCACGGAAGAUGGACCUUUAACCAGCAGUAUUGGUCUGGAAGCGGUUGGUUUUAUCAAUACUAAAUACGCUAAUCAAACUGAUGACUGGCCAGAUAUAGAGUUCAUGUUGACCAGUGCUUCAACGCCUUCUGAUGGAGGAGAUCAGAUCAAGAAAGCUCACGGCCUGAAGGAUGAAUUCUACGAGUACAUGUUCAGCGAAAUCAACAAUCAAGACGUAUUUGGCGUUUUCCCGAUGAUGUUGCGACCUAAAAGUAGAGGUUUCAUUCGACUACAAUCCAAAAAUCCGCUUCGUUACCCACUGCUUUACCACAACUAUUUGACGCAUCCCGAUGAUGUGGGUGUUCUUCGUGAAGGAGUGAAAGCUGCUAUCGCAUUCGGGGAAACUCAAGCCAUGAAACGUUUCGGAGCUAGAUUUCACAGCAAACAAGUGCCAAACUGCAAGCACCUACCGGAGUUCACGGAUGAAUAUUGGGACUGUGCUAUACGGCAGUAUACCAUGACGAUCUACCAUAUGUCAGGCACAGCCAAAAUGGGUCCUCGAGAGGAUGACUAUGCUGUAGUAGAUAACAAGCUACGCGUUCAUGGAAUUAAAGGAUUGCGUAUUAUUGAUGCAAGUAUAAUGCCACGAAUCACUAGUGGAAACAUCAAUGCGCCGGUCGUCAUGAUCGGUGAAAAGGGUGCCGAUUUAAUCAAGGAACUCUGGAUGCAAAGACCUUACUACAAUCGACGGGGGAAACGGGAACGUGAUUCGCUAUCUAAUGUUACCACUACAACCGAACCGAAUGCAACCACAACCGAAUCGAAUGCAACUACAACCGACUCGUACGCAAACGAAACAACAGUUAGCUAGGACUAAAUUAAUGCGGAAAAGUAACUUAGUUCAAAAUCAUAAAACUCAUUUUUUAAAUAGCAUCACGCCAAAAUUCAACGCGAAUUGUUUGUACUAUUUCAUUCAUUCCCUAACUAGAAACUAAAAAAAAUCAUCUCGUGUUACACGAAAUUCGUUACCAGUAAGCGCUCUACAAACGCUAUGAUGUAAAUAAUCUCUAUUAGAUAUCAAUGAAAGCCGUGUUCAUGAUCUGCUUGGAAGAUGUGCGUACAAUAGUUGAAUGUUGUAGACAAGUAUCAAAUUGCAAUGACUGACUAAUUAAGUUAGUAGUUCUAUGUAAAAUUUAAUUUGUCUUAGGUAGGAUUGGAGGUGAAAAGUAAAAUUUCAAUUAAAAAAACUACAACUGAGAAGUUAUACUUAAUGUUGAUGACAAACCGACGAAAGGUUGACAGUGAUGAAUGUAUACGAGCAUUUAGAAACAUCAGAUUUUGUGAUAA